This is a messenger RNA of Schistocerca gregaria, 1152 nucleotides long. RefSeq names its product pre-mRNA-splicing factor ISY1 homolog. The record is from RefSeq and is a predicted model, not a curated record. The coding region runs from base 1 to 741 and encodes 246 amino acids. Gene Ontology annotation, cellular component: post-mRNA release spliceosomal complex; catalytic step 2 spliceosome; post-spliceosomal complex. Gene Ontology annotation, biological process: mRNA 3'-splice site recognition; generation of catalytic spliceosome for second transesterification step. The transcript is spliced from 6 exons. NCBI's taxonomy places the organism in Eukaryota, Metazoa, Arthropoda, Insecta, Orthoptera, Acrididae.
AUGGCGCGUAACGAAGAAAAGGCCCAGUCAGUCCUCAGCCGAUGGAUCGCGCAGCAGAAGGGUGAGAACAAAAAAAAGCAAAAGCGCCCUUACCUUGCUUCACUGGUCAAUAAUUUGAAAGAAGCAGAAAAAUGGCGAGCGCAGAUAUUGAGAGAAAUUUCAACAAAUAUAACCAAUAUACAGAACGAUGCCCUUGAUGAGUAUAGAAUUAAGGAUAUAAACGACCAGAUAAACAAACUUAUACGAGAAAAAUAUCAUUGGGAGUGUCGCAUCAAGGAAUUAGGAGGGCCAGAUUACCAGAAAACGCAUCAAGUUUUUGAUAAUGAAGACAUAAUAAGCGCGCCAGGAGGAUAUUUGUACUUUGGUGUCGCGAAAAAUUUACCUGGAGUCAGAGAAUUGCUUCAAUCUAGUGAACAGGAGACAAAAAAAAAUUACAAGGAAUUGUAUAAAUCUAUUGAUGCAUUUUAUUACGGCUAUAGGGAUGAAGAAGAUGGUAUUUUAGAACCACUUGAAAGAGCAGCUGAGAAAAAAGUGAUGGAAGCGGAUUUGGAGGAAUGGAAAAAAAGCCAAAGGGCUAAAGGCGUUGAUCCAGAUAUGGUUCUAGAGAUGAUGAAACGGUCAAAACUGAGCGAAUUUGAAUAUUUUGAUGACCACGUGGCUAUACCCACGAAAGAAGAAAUGCAGCAGAUGCUGCUUGAAAAGAAAAAAGCGGAUCUGCUAAAAAAUUACAUCAAUAAUUGAUAUACCUGAAUAUCACAUUUUUGAAAUGCAGACCUUUUGCAUUUGGUUCUCUAUAUUCUCUCUCAAGACACAAAAAACUCUUGCAAUGCUUCAGCUUGGGAGAAUUACUGUUAACGUGGAAAUGCUAAAUAGCAAACGUGUAAAUUUUGCUCAGCUAAUAGAUGGCGCCACAUGCGUUGAGAUUUUUAGAUUUCAGCGAAUGUCCAGACGUGUAUAAAGUGUCUCUAAGGUUUUGUGCUCUUCACAUAGCUUUCGCAGCCAUGAUAGUUGAAAUAAAAUAAACUGUCGACUAAUGCAGCAGGCGUAAAAAUAUUAUUUAAGCAAGAGUCGGGAGAUGGAAGACAGGAUACUACGUGUGUGUAAUACAAAUGGACGCAAAAAAUUACAAUCAGAGGAUGCUUAGAGAAUAUU